Messenger RNA from Fundulus heteroclitus (mummichog), 657 nucleotides. RefSeq lists its product as uncharacterized. The record is from RefSeq and is a predicted model, not a curated record. Bases 55 to 657 code for a protein of 200 amino acids. Lineage: Eukaryota; Metazoa; Chordata; Actinopteri; Cyprinodontiformes; Fundulidae. The transcript has 4 exons.
CCAUCAGCCGGUAACUCAGUCCUCCAGACACAGUCGCUCCUGCCGGCCUGCGCUAUGGGCUGCCGGGCAGCUGCAGCCUGGCCUCUCCGCCUCCCUGCGCUCUCCACCCGGACACUGGCAGCGCUCCGGCCCGGAGCCUCCGCUGCGCUCUGGACCAGGAGGAACCUGAAGGUGCAGGCGGCCGGUGAGCAGGCGGGGAAGCUGAAGAGCGUCGCUGAUCUGCCGGGGCCCAGCUGGUCCACCACUCUGUACUGGCUCUUUGUCAAAGGCUACGCUGACAGGGGCCACUUGCUGCAGGCGGCUGACGACUGGGCGGUGCUGAGCGCAGGUGUUCAACAUCAGCGCGACUGCGGAGACGGCUUUAAAAGGAAGCGGCUGACUGCACCUCUUCGCCAGAGGAUUAGCCAUUUGUGGUGGACAGCUCCGAAUCACGUAAACCAAAGAUCUCGCCGCCGCCUGCAUCUAACCGGCGCGGUGUCCAGCAGCCAGCCGUCAGCACCGAUCCGCAGUCCGAUCACCGGAACCCCGCCAGCCCUCCACCUGUCAGCAGUCUCAGGAGCAACAACCGCCUGCCCCGCUGCUCUCACCAGCAGCCUCCGGCCCCAGAGCCCCGCAGUGUCCGCCCACUCUUCCCGGCGGUUCGUCUUCCACAAUUAA